CUUUGAUCAAGAGCGCCCACCCUGACUGGUCUCCGGCCGCGAUAAAAUCUGCAAUCGUGACAACAGCUGAUGUUGUAAAUCUUAAAGGAAACCCAAUCCUUGAUUCUGAUCUUCUUCCAGCCAAAUUCAUUGCUAUUGGCGCUGGACAUGUUAACCCAUCAAAAGCAAGCGAUCUGAGUAACAGUCCUCAGACCUUUACAAGGACAGUGACUAAUGUUGGCUCUGCCUUUAACUAUGCGUGGGUUGCCCCACCAGAUGGGGUUGAUAUCACCGUGGUGACUGAUGUAAUUGCAUUCACUGAGGAGCCGAACCAUAAAGCUCCAACAGAUACAUUUCGACACUUUCGUGAAAACCUGUUUAGCUUCUAUUGUGUAAUUGCUCAGCAAAAUGACCUCUUUCCAACCACUACUAAAUCGGGCAAUUUGCAAACAUAUAUUGUCCAUGUAAGGAAACCAGAGGGCAGGGUAUUUGCUCAAACAGAAGACCUGAAGAGCUGGCAUGAAUCUUUCCUGCCAGCCAUUACCACAGCAAGCUCAGAUGAACAGCCACGCAUGCUUUACUCGUACCAAGAAGUGAUCAGUGGUUUUGCAGCUAGACUCACUCAGGAGGGAGUGAGAGCAAUGAAGGAGAUGGAUGGCUUUGUGGCAGCACAUCCUGAGAGAGUAUUUCGUCGGAAAACUACACACACACCCAACUUCUUGGGGCUGCAUCAACAAACAGGUAUAUGGAAAGAAUCCAAUUUUGGGAAGGGAGUGAUCAUUGGAGUACUGGAUGGUGGAAUUGAGCCCAACCAUCCUUCAUUUAGUGGUGCAGGAAUUCCACCUCCACCUGCAAAAUGGAAAGGGAGGUGUGACUUUAAUGCGUCAGACUGCAAUAACAAAUUAAUUGGUGCAAGGGCUUUCAAUCUUGCAGCUCAGGCAUUGAAAGGAGAUCAACCUGAGGCACCAAAUGAUAUAGACGGACAUGGGACCCACACAGCAAGCACAGCUGCUGGUGCAUUUGUGCAGAAUGCUGAUGUGCUGGGAAAUGCAAAAGGUACAGCAGUCGGGAUAGCGCCUUAUGCUCACCUGGCAAUAUACAAAGUGUGCUUCGGAGAACCCUGUCCUGAGGCCGAUAUACUAGCUGCGCUUGAAGCGGCUGUUCAGGAUGGUGUGGAUGUGAUCUCAAUCUCUCUUGGUGAAGAUUCAGUUCCAUUUUUCAAAGACAGUACUGCAAUAGGCUCAUUUGCAGCAAUCCAAAAGGGAAUAUUUGUAAGUUGUGCAGCUGGAAAUUCUGGCCCAUUUAAUGGCACUCUUUCUAAUGAAGCCCCCUGGAUUCUAACAGUUGGAGCAAGUACCAUAGAUAGACAUAUUGUAGCCACAGCAAAGCUUGGAAAUGGAGAAGAAUUUGAUGGCGAAUCUCUCUUUCAGCCAAAAGAUUUCCCUUCAACAUUGUUGCCACUUGUUUAUACUCAUGUCAAGCAUAUUUGA
This is a messenger RNA of Prunus avium (sweet cherry), 1469 nucleotides long. The record is from RefSeq and is a predicted model, not a curated record. Lineage: Eukaryota; Viridiplantae; Streptophyta; Magnoliopsida; Rosales; Rosaceae.